Clarias gariepinus (North African catfish) is the source of this 1602-nucleotide messenger RNA. RefSeq names its product tripartite motif-containing protein 16. Lineage: Eukaryota; Metazoa; Chordata; Actinopteri; Siluriformes; Clariidae. The transcript is spliced from 6 exons. The coding region runs from base 107 to 1573 and encodes 488 amino acids. The record is from RefSeq and is a predicted model, not a curated record. Gene Ontology annotation, molecular function: zinc ion binding; protein binding.
CACACGAGAGCUUCUUCUUGGUGGUGCCUCAGGCAUACUUCUGGUGAAACGAAACUACCCAGUGCCAGCCUGGUUUGGGUGCCCGUGUUCAUUUCUUUCGAGCAGUAUGGAUGAAGAAACAGACACGUCUCCAGAUCUCAGCUCGGUUGCUCCGUCCGCUGUAGUGUGUGAUGUGUGCACAGGAAGGAAGCGUAAAGCAGAGCAGUCCUGUUUGCAGUGUUUGGCUUCCUACUGCGAGGAUCAUUUGGACACGCACAACAUUCUGUACGCAAACGCGAAGAGGCACAAGAUGGUCGUGGCUACGGGGAGACUGGAAGACUGCGUCUGUCCUGAGCACGACAAACUCAUGGAGGUUUUCUGUCGCACAGAUCAGCAGUGCAUAUGUCACUUGUGCAUUACGAGUAAACAUAGAGCUCAUGACGUUGUCUCGAUUGAAUAUGAGGUGGCAGAUGUAAAAUCUAAGCUCGGGGCCACGAAGAAGGAGAUUACUGGCAGGAUUGAAACCAGACAGAGAGAAAUGCAAGAAUUACAACAAGCAAUCGAUUCUUUCAUGGCUUCAUCAAAGCAAGCAGUGGAGGAGAAUGACAAAAGCUUUACAGAGCUCAUCGACUACAUUGAGAAGAGACAGCGUGAAGCCAAGGAGAUGAUCUCGGCUCGGAAGGAAGACGCCGUCAGGACGGCUGAGGAACUUUUGGAGAGGCUGCCAUCAGAGAUCAAAGAUCUGAAGAAGCGAGAGUUCGAGCUACAGCACCUGGAGCAUCUCUCGGAAUUAGAGAACGGUGUCCAUUUCCUAAAGGGGAUUUUGUCCACUCCGCCCCUUUCUUCAUCCUCAUCUUCCUCCCCUGUGCUCUUCGUCCAUCCAUACAUCUCGUUCACGCUCGCCACUGAAGCUGUCUCGGACCUUCUAAGGGAGAUUAAAGAUCUUUGCACUUUGCACUUCACUAACAUCUCUAAACAUGUGAAGAUGGCAGAUAUUCUGAAAUCACCCGUUUUGAAACUUCGGGAAGUUUUCCUGCAGAAUGCCUCCAAGCUCACGCUGAACCCUGACACAGCACACACCUCCAUCCGUUUGUCCAAAGAAAACGGGCAGUUGACUACCAUGCAUGAAGCACAGGAUUACCCCGAGCAUCGGGCCAGAUUCGACAGCAGAGCGCAAAUCCUUUGCAACGAGCGCCUUCAGGGUGCCCCAAAGUAUUGGGAAGUGGAGAUCGGAGGCCCCAACUGGGUGUGUCUCGCUGUGUCCUACAUCGGAAUCACCAGGAAAGGAAAACGAGGUUGUCUCUUUGGAAGAAAUCCUUGUUCCUGGUGUUUACGCUGUUAUCCCUUUUCCUAUGAAUUCUGGCACAAUAAUAAGAGCAUAUCCGUUAAAUAUGACAAGCGUUGCUCAAGGAUCGGGGUGUACCUGGAUCACGGAUUAGGUAUUCUAGAGUUUUACAACGUCUCAGAUGAUAUGAGUCUCAUCUAUAAGGCGCAAACCAAGUUCACAGAGCCUGUGUAUGCUGGGUUUGGACUGGCAGGGAAGGGCACUCAUAUUAAGCUCUGUGAUUUGGAAGAAGAUAAGGUCAUGUGUUAGGGGAAAAAAGGAUGAAGAAAAUGGAACAG